This is a messenger RNA of Arvicola amphibius (Eurasian water vole), 7278 nucleotides long. RefSeq names its product rotatin (gene Rttn). NCBI's taxonomy places the organism in Eukaryota, Metazoa, Chordata, Mammalia, Rodentia, Cricetidae. Bases 125 to 6844 code for a protein of 2239 amino acids. Gene Ontology annotation, cellular component: centriole; ciliary basal body; centrosome. The transcript is spliced from 50 exons. The record is from RefSeq and is a predicted model, not a curated record. Gene Ontology annotation, biological process: centriole-centriole cohesion; centriole replication; ciliary basal body organization.
UGUCUAGCGUAAACAUCGCGGAACCUCUGUUGCUAUUGGCUGAGUUUCCGGGGGACAUUAAUUAUGGCUGGCGGCUGUGGCGCGACAGUUUAAUUCUCCGGUCGCGGCAGAUUGUGGAGACAAGAUGGUUCUGGCGGGGCUCAUCCGGAAGCUUGGCCAUCAGCUGGUGGAGAUCAGGGAACGCGCCCUCAAAAGUAUCCUGUGCAAGAUCGAGCACAAUUUGAUCUGCUAUGCUGACCUGAUUCAGGAAAGGUUGCUUUUUCUCCAUUUGCUCGAAUGGUUCAAUUUCCCAUCUGUCCCAAUGAAAGAGGAGGUUCUGAACUUGUUAAGCAGAUUGGUUAAGUACUCCCCAGCAGCCCAACACCUGAUUGAUCUUGGUGCAGUAGAGUUCUUAUCUAAGCUCCGUCCAAAUGUGGAACCAGCCUUACAGGCCGAGAUCGAUGGCAUUCUCGAUGGACUUUUUGUUCUUCCUUCAGAAGUUCCUGUACUGUGUUCUGUCACUUACCAAACUGAUCAAAUUGAAUUGCCACAACAGCAUGAAGUUUUAACAGGAUAUUUUCCCCAAGAUAAAAGUAAUAUCCAGCAGAUGGAAGUACCACCAGGGCCAGUGGGAAACCCGACUGUAAAGUGGCUGAAGUUUUCUGUAUUUCCUUGGCUACCUCUGACCACAACAGACAGACAUGUUCUCUCCUCCAAUGAAAGCUCUUUGAGAAGUAGCAACCACAACCUGAUCUGGAAUACAUGUGAACUUCUGAAAGACGUGAUCAUGCAAGACUUUCCUGCUGAGAUUUUCCUUCAGAGACCGAAGAUUGUUCAGGGCCUCUUAUGCCUGGUGAAGCUGGCCUUUGGGGGAGACGGGAAGCAUCGGGUGGCAUUACAGUCGGUGUCCUGUUUGCAGCAGCUGUGCACGUGUUUAAGAAACAGACUCAACUUUUACCGAGACCCCAACCUUUUCUCAAAUAAACAAGAUACAAUCUCCCAGAAUUCUUCUUUGUCUUAUUGUCAUGAAGCAAGAGGUACUUACCAUUCCCCAAACCCAUCCCCAGGAAGUAGCAGCCCUCGACCUUCUGUGGUUGGGCGUACAGGCCAGCGGCCUCGAGGAGAUGGUCAGGACUGGGAUGCGGUGUCUUCCAGCGGGAGUAGUGCGCAUGCUCACGUGAACUCUAGGAUAUCUGUGCCUUCUUUGGAUGUGGCACACGAAGAUCUGCCGGAGCUGGAGACAGAGGACGCACUGGAGCUGCAGUUCCAGCAGCUCAGUCUUCCCCAGUUCUGUAUCUCCAUCCUGGAGGCAGCAGUUCCUCUGCUAAGAACAGGUAGCCGAGAAAUGAUAAUUAGAGUUCUGGAACUACUUGCAGAGGACCUGAUGCUCAUUGGACAAGCAAUUUCACCUGACAUCUGGGAUGAUAGCAGCCUCUUUGCUAUAGAUGUGAAAGAGAAACUGCUUCAAGUAUUAGGUUCCCUUGGAGAAACCAUCUGUUACCGUAAAACCAGCUUCAGCCUGGAGCGAGCAGAGGCUCUGCUCGUGCACCACAGGAUGGCCUUCGUCAGCAUCGCUCUGCUCGCUGUUCGUCUCCUGCAAACCCUCCUCCCUGUUGAAAAGGCGAGUGAGUUUUUGCCAGAGCCCAUGUCAGCAGCAUUAUUCCUUGUGUCUUUGGACAUUCCUAUUUCUUUGGAAUAUCCAGAGAUUCAUGACGCUGUUGUGUCGUAUUUGGAACAGCUGGAUUCUGAAAACUACAGUAUUUAUAAACGAACUGCAGAGGCUGUUUAUUCAAUUGAAUGUACCUGCAAUUUCCUAUCUGAUGUUGGUAAAGAGGAAGAAAAGAAUCUCCUAGAAUUAAUAGAGCUGGCAGACAAAGCCUUGCGUAGCUUUUCCUACCAUCAGCACUCCCCCCUAAUAAAGGAAAUCAUCUGCAUUUGUUCAAAGAUCUGGAAAUCUGCACAGGCCAGUCCGUUACUACAGGGGGAGAGUCAGAAGGUGUUUCUCCAUAUGCUGUCUCACCCGUGGCCACAGGUGAAGGUGGAGACCUAUCAGUGCUGUCUGGAGAUUGUGAAGGAAUGUUUAGGUGUCCAUAAUGUCACUAAACCUGUAUCUUCACUUUGUAGUGGAAUUCAUUUUCUGCUUCAUCCAAAAGUUCUAUAUGAAAUCUCUGCGUUUGGUAUUCAGGAACCCAAAAAUGAGGUGAAUGCUGCUGCCAAGGCCAUUCUGUUGUAUCUGCUUCAGGGACGAUUAAUGAUGACAGCGCUGACCUGGAAUAAGUUUAUCGAGUCUCUCUGUCCUGUCAUUCCAGUGCUACAGGGCUAUGCUGAUCCAGAAGAUCCUUUAGGCAACUGCAUUCUUCUUCUAAGCAAAGUGAGUUCUGAGACAGAAGUCAUUCUCCCUUGCACUACCCGGCUGAAGUCCAUGCUGCGGCUUUUGCUAGUGAAAAAGCCUUUGGUUCGUUCACUAGCAUUAAAGCUUUUAGCAUUUCAUCUUACCAGUGAAGAAGGGGCCGAUACAAAACGCCCAUUCAUAGAUGCCAGAGUGCUCUCCCAAGUUACCAAUCUAUUUAUUGUGAAAAGACCUAUUGACCUUAAGUUGGAUGACAGAAGAGACCUAGUUAUUAAGCUGGAGACUGUUGAGAAGGUCUAUGAAAUCUUCACCUCAGAAGAAGUUGAUCUUGUUCUGAGGAAGUCAGCUGCAGAACAGCUAGCUGUGAUCAUGCAAGAUAUUAAAAUGCAUGCUGUGGUGAAAAAGUUAUGCUUAAUUGAGAAGAUAAUCGGGUAUUUAAAUGAAUGUGUUGGUCAAGAUGGCAAGGUCAUAGAAUGCUUGAUUCAGCCAUGCCUCACACUGCUGAGGAAGGUUUUAUAUGCUGACCCCACCAUCCGUGUGUCCUUGUCACAGCAGUCUUCUCUCUUGACCCUGUUACUCAGAGUUUCCUUGAUAUUUCAUGAAGAUUGUACUGUUGUCACUGAAGUUGGGGCAUUGUUUUGUCUUCUGUUGUUUGAUGAAGUAUCAAGAAUGGAUACAUGGUCUAUUGAUCCUUCUAAUAAACCUUGUUUGCCACCAGCCUUCAGUUUGCCUGUUUCAGUCUUUAGAAGGUAUCAUCUGCCAGUUAAUGUGAUCAGCCACCAUGCUGUGAGUCCUUAUUCAAUAGUUUUGCCAUUAUCUGCUGAGUAUUUGGCCUUGAAGCCUGUGUCAGAUAUGCUAAGAAUAGCUUGGAACCUGGCAUGGUAUCAUGGGAGUGAUAAUCUGUUGAAACACAUCACCUCUGAAGCUAAAAUUCAAGAAUUUUUAGGUACACUGCAGCUGUCCACAGAAGAUAUCCUUAUGCUGAAGAUCACAUACACAGCUAGUGGGCUGCAAGAAUGCCUUCAGUCCAUUGUUCAGGCUGGAGGCCACAGGGAUGUGAGGGCUGCUGUCACCAGGAUGAGUUUUUAUCUUUUGAAUGACAAACUGUCUUUGAAGGGUGACAUUGGGUCAUGUGGUGUUACUUUAAAAUCCUUGGCUUGGCACACUGUGCUCAACAGGUUUUUACAAGUACCUCCUGCUUGCACUGAAGAUGAGAAACUGCUGAUAGAUAUUAUACAUUUUUUGAAUAAGUUAAUAAAAGAACAAAGAAAAAAUCCAGCAAUAGGACUUUUACACUGGAUUCUAGAGUUACUUCUUAGGCAUAAUCCAAACCCACUAUUAGACCUGCUGGUUCUGACAGAGUCACAAGCACGAGAAGAAACAGAUCAUGUCCGGACUGCAGUCAGACAGCAGCUGCAGAAAGAAUUGAUUGCUCUUCUCAAUUCCUUGUUGCUGGUUUUCAUGACAGUCACGGACAGGAAAUGCUUGGAACUUUUUUACGUCUUCCAAACCCAGCUGUCUCUGAAGCUGCUCCAGUGCCUCCGAGUCACAGAUGCUCCUCAUUUCUAUGGCUUGCCUGCCUUGGAGCGGACCUUAGGAGGGAUGGCUCACCUCACUGCUGUCCCUGGCUGGAGUGCACACUCUCUUCUCUCAAAGCCACUUGAGAUUUGUGGGAAGUACUUGUCUGGCCUCCUGGAGGUCAUUACUUCGUUUUAUGUGGAACGUGGAGGAAAUGCUAUGUCCUUUAUGGGCAAAGGUGUUACGAAGAGCACAGUUCUUUGCUUGCUUCAUUUGUCCCAUGAAAUGAUGUCACAGGCACCAAGCUCAGAGUGGAUGCCUCUUUGGUUUUUGCCUUUGGGUAGUCACAGUGAAGAAGAUGCUUCUACACAGCAGGGGUUGGCCUGGCUAAUUCCCUUAUGGGUUGAUCGAGACCCGGAGGUGAGAUUCACCUCACUGGGACUGGGAUCAGCACUGACUACUAUUGAAACUGGCUGUGUGGCCUUGGCAAACAGUUGUCAGAAUAUUUCUGGUGGACUCUGGGGAACUGUGGUGAACAUUCUUCUUGAUCAGUCUGAAUGCAGUAUGGUACGCCGGGAGGCUGCUUUUAUUCUUCAGAAUCUCCUUGUAAUUCCAAUGCCUUCAGAAGUUAUAAAGGAUUAUACUUGGCAGGGCCCCUGUGUCCAUGAUGAGGAUUCUGGCCUGUCACUCGUAGGAAAACCUGCCCUUCAGGCCCUGUUAUAUCAUUGCCAUUUCUAUGAACAUUUGAUUCAGAUGGUGAAACAUUUUUAUGUAGGAAGAUAUACGUUUGAUUUAACUUUUCCUGCUUUUACUGAAACUUCGGAAUGCAGUGAUUUAAAUGUGAGAGGACUGGGGUUUGGAUCCUCACCACAAAAAGACAUGCAAGGUUUAGAUGACUCAUUCAAGUUUUGGAGGGCUCCCUCAGGGACAUCCAUUCAGGAUCAUGAGCCAAGCUCUCUUUCCACCUCAGAAACAAUGGUGGCGGCCUCAGUGGGCAGUGCUGAGACUCAGCCACUGCUGCCAUCAACACUUCCGUCUGAGACUGCACUUGACCAGUUUGUGACUCCAGGUCAGUGUGAACCCAGACCAGUGCGACCCUGUGACUCCGCGCUCUCUGCUCCCCUGCACAAGCAGUAUACGUUUGUUACUCCAUCUCUUCUGUCGGCAAUCUGCAGCCUUCUAGACAACCUCUUGGCAGUUACUCCAAGGGAUGCUGCAAAUGCCUUUCAGCAAGCCCAUCUCAUAGAGUUUCUUUGUAGUACUGUGGAUGCCUUUGUCAUAGAGAUGUGUGUCCAGGAACUCAAGACCCCGCUGGCUUUAUCAUCUGCUGUUGAACAUACUCAAGCUCAGGCCUCCUUUCUCUUGGAAUUCCUAUCCUCUUUGUCCCAGCUUUUGCAGUCCUGUCUGUUGGUAGAUCCUAACCUUGUGACACAGGAUGAGCUCUUGAAACCUCUUAUCACUAAUGUCAUCCGAGUUCUCAUUGUGUGUACCAAAGAUGUAUUAGAUGUACAGUUAGUACUGGCUUUUCAUCGCACAUGGACACACUUAUAUGACCUUCUGGCCACACUGCUGAGGAAAGCUGGUGCUGUUUCCCUUCCUCUUAUUACCUCAGCUCUUGCCAAGCACUGGGAGGCAGUGAUUGAUGCAUUGUGCAGAUGUGUGGGCUUGUCAGUCAGGUGCCCUGCCCUGAGUAUUGCCACCCUCCAGUUCCUGUCUGUUCUCUUGGCGGAGGAAGAAAAGAGGCGACUCCAGGACAAGGACAGAACAAAUAUGUGCCAAGCCCCAACAGUGGCUUUACUUCUUGAUGGAACUCAGGAAAGUCUUAAAUCUUCAGAGCGACUUAAUGAAGCAAUUCUUCAGUGCUAUGAAGGAAAAUCUCCCAAAGAUGUCCUGAAAAGAGCUGCCGCAAAUGCACUGAUGUCCCUUCUGGCUGUCAGCAGAAGAGCGCAGAAGCAUGCUUUGAGAGCUGAUCUCAUCGAGAACUGCGUGGAACAUAUGAAGCACAUCAAUGCACAACUGAACCUGGACUUGCUGAGGCCUGGGAAAGCAACACUGAAAAAAAAGGAGGACGGCUUUAUUAAAGAGUUAAGCAUUACCAUGCAGCUCCUAAGGAAUUGCCUUUACCAAAAUGAAGAAUGUAAAGUGGCUGCUCUUGAAGCGCGUCUUGUGCCCGUUCUGCACUCUCUUUGGCCUUGGCUUUUGAUGGAGGAUUCACUGAUGCAAAUUGCCUUGCAGUUGCUUUGUGUCUAUACUGCUAAUUUUCCAACUGGUUGCAGUUCUCUCUGUUGGUCCAAUUAUGGACAGUCUGUUCACACUGCCCACAGAGGCGCCCCCAGCAGCUCCCUGAUGCUGUGUAUCCUGAAGCUGGCUUCCCAGAUGCCUGCAGAGAGCACCACCAUUCAGCAGAUGGUUUUUAUGUUUCUCUCAAACCUGGCCUUAUCUCAUGACUGCAAGGCAGUAAUUCAGAAGAGCAACUUCCUACAGCACUUCCUGUCCCUGACAUUGCCUAAAGGAGGAAAUAAACAUCUCAGCAAUCUGGCCAUUCUGUGGUUGAAGUUACUCCUGAAUAUAUCAUUUGGAGAAGAUGGACAACAAAUGAUCCUGAGGCUAGAUGGCUGCUUAGACUUACUCACAGAGAUGAGCAAAUACAAGCAUAGGACCAACCCCUACAUACCUCUGCUGAUUUUUCAUAACAUUUGCUUCAGUCCUGCUAAUAAGCCUAAAAUCCUGGCUAAUGAAAAGAUCAUUACUCUUCUGGCUACCUGUUUAGAAAGUGAGAAUCAGAGUGCCCAGAGGAUUGGAGCGGCUUCACUUUGGGCUCUAAUUUACAAUUAUCACAAGGCAAAAGCAACUUUGAAAAAUCCAUCAAUAAAAAGAAAAGUAGAUGAAGCAUAUUCCAUAGCAAAGAGAACUCUCUCUAAUUCAGAAGAAAACCCUAUAAAUGCCUACUAUUUGAAAUGCCUUGAAAAUCUUGUACAGCUGCUUAACUAUUCCUGAGCCAUGAGUGGUUUACUCCAGAGCUGACUGCCAUCCACAGGAGAUCUGGAUCAGAGGCCAACUUUGUGCAGCAGCUGAUCCCUGAAUGAUGCUGACUCUGCAAUAUCAGUAUCUGCCUUCCCUAUGAGAUAUCACCGGCCAUAUGAAAGGAGUGGAACUGGUGACUCCCCACUCUGUUCCUGGCAACCUUCCAAAAGUGAAGACUUGCUGACUCAAGAUACUGCAGACAUAGAGUUCUGGCAUUAUAAACAUUUUUAUACUUUUCUAUGUAACAUGUUUUGUAAAAAUCCUAUUUAAUAAUUAUUUAAUAAAAUAAUAUUUUAGAAACAAAAACUGGCUAGUCUUACUAAGAUUUUUAAGAGUAUAUUGUAGUCUUUGAAGAAUUUCAUGUAUGCAAUGUAGUUUGAUAGUUAUUUGUUCCCCGCUUCUACAGU